AUGUCGAUCGUCCAGGAAACGGCUUGUGCCGUGAAUGGCCAGCUCGACCUGUUACAGCAGCAGAUUGCCUCGUCGUCGGGGACCCUCGUAUAUUCCGAAGAUGCCUCUCCCGUACCUGUUCGGCAACUGCAAAACGUGAUCGGCCUCAUCUCGGUGACUUCAAAGACACAGCCCUUUUUGUCGCCGAAGCGUCUCGCAGAUCUGCUGGAGGAGCCUGCCUUGACACACCAAGCGUCACAUUCCAGAGAGCUUUACGCGGAAAGUGAGCCAACAGUCAAUGAUGGAGAUGUGUCAAAUCAUUUGUGGUUGGUGGCAGCCAAGGCGGCCGUCCAAGCCUCGGGCCUCGUGAUGCACUCCCUGCUGGAUCAAACUCUCCAAUUACAGGAAGAAACGUACUACUGGAACGAGGUGCUUGGAUCGAAAUGGAACAGCAGUCUUUAUGCUGCCCAGACGACACCCGUACGGUUAUGGCACUGGUCUAAAGACCUGCCCUCGUUGCGGGACGCCUCUUCAAGGACCAUUUCGGAGUCCCUCGCAGCCCGAUGGGCGCAAUUUUACCAGAUCGCUCGGCGGAGCGUGUCCGAGUAUCCCGUGCCUCUUAGCUGGGCCUCCCCCAUCCGGUCUUGUCGCUCUGAAGCCCGUCGGAAACGAGAUCGUUUGUCUGCUAUGAUGGAUAUCCACACUAGCAGUCUGGGGCUUCUCAUGGAAAGCUGGCACUUUUUCCAGGCCGAAGACUUUGUUGUCCCGACCUCACAGUCAUCCCACACGCAAUGGCAAGAGACAGUCUCCCGCAUCGUGGUUCUCACUGAAGCAAUUGUUCGUCAAGCCACAGACUACUCAAAUGUGUCUGAGUUCGAGGAGCAAGUGUUCUCGAUGGUCAAAGAGGAGAAGUUCAGUGUGCACGUGCUGGACAGUCAAUCAUCAUCAACGCAAGCCCCGGUGGAUUUGAUCCACCGUCUUCUCAAAGUCCUCCGUGACCACCUCCCAGCUCAUUCGUCCACGAUGUCUACCUUUGUGGCCGCACACGGCCGACCCUCGCGAGUGACCCGGUACUGGAUUCCCGUAGUGAUGGUGCUUCUCUCGAGCAGCGCCUCAUUGAAGUUCCUUGCCCGUCGGCAGGGCGAGAUUUUGCAAUGGGUUGCCAACUUUGGUGCCACAAUCAUUGACUUUGGCAGUAACUGGGUUGUGGAGCCCGUUCGGAAACUCAUUGGGACCAUUCGUCAUGAUGAGAAGAGCGAAAUCGCCAUCAUGAGUAAGAAUAGUCUGGUAGCGGAUCGAGCCAGCCUCGAGCGGAUGGUUCUGGAUUUCGUUCGGGAUCGUCCCGACACAAGCCAGGGAGUGCCAUCUGCACAAGACACGGCGGCAAUCACAAACGCGGUCAAGGAAGGCGAUCUGACUCCUGUUCUGAAGGCGUAUGAGCGGGAUCUCCGUACACCUUUUGUUGGCACCGUGAAGGGAGACUUGGUACGCGCGCUGUUGAUUCAGAUCCAGAAAACCAAGGUCGAUGUCGAAAUUGCCAUCAGUGGUAUUGAUGCCCUACUGAAGAGUCAAGAGCUCGUCUUUGGAUUUGUUGGUCUCACUCCCGGCAUCAUGGUCACCUAUGCAUCCCUACGCUGGAUGGCUGGGCUUCUCGGCAAUCGUCGUGGGUUGAAAUUGGGCAGAAAACGCCAUGACGUUCGCCGAGGGUUUCGGAACGUCACUCGUGUUCUCACAUCUGUCAGAUCAUCGGAAGGAAUCAUGUCCUACAAGGAAUCGGGCCGCCUCAUUUGUGAAGCCGAAUCUUUACUCCUCAAAAUCAAGCAGGUCCUGGGAGGAGUUCAAUACCAAGAGUUCAGGGAAGAUAUUCAAGACUUGUUGAAUGUUGAAAGUGGUGUUGACAAACAGUUGCGCGUGGUGGACAGAAUGAGAUGGACAUAUUUCCAGUAA
Penicillium diatomitis is the source of this 1926-nucleotide messenger RNA. Its product is annotated as NCA2 family protein. NCBI's taxonomy places the organism in Eukaryota, Fungi, Ascomycota, Eurotiomycetes, Eurotiales, Aspergillaceae. Gene Ontology annotation, cellular component: mitochondrial outer membrane. The transcript is spliced from 4 exons. The record is from RefSeq and is a predicted model, not a curated record. The coding region runs from base 1 to 1926 and encodes 641 amino acids.